Messenger RNA from Zingiber officinale, 1297 nucleotides. Its product is annotated as protein IQ-DOMAIN 3-like. Bases 13 to 1248 code for a protein of 411 amino acids. The record is from RefSeq and is a predicted model, not a curated record. Gene Ontology annotation, molecular function: protein binding. The transcript is spliced from 4 exons. NCBI's taxonomy places the organism in Eukaryota, Viridiplantae, Streptophyta, Magnoliopsida, Zingiberales, Zingiberaceae.
UCGAGAGGCAAAAUGAAAUGGUUCAGUUCUUUGAGGAAGGCACUAAUCCCCCAGUGCUGUAAAAGAGAUUAUGGGAAGGGAAAUUGCAAGUCCAUUGAUUUUGGUCUCCUUGGUUCACAGGAAAUGGAGAGUUGUAUUCAGAAUUCUACUUCACUGCCGCCGCCGAUCGCCAUUAAGGAGGAUAAGCUGAUGGCUAAGGAGAGCGAACAGAGUUCCCGUGGCUGUGCCUACACAGCAGCCCUUGCCACUGCUAUUGCUGCAGAGGCUGCAGGUGCAGCCAUUCGGGCUGCGGCCGAGGUCAUUCGCAUAACCACCUCAAUGACUAAGUCCUCUACUAAACUGACAAAAGAGAAUGCUGCCAUUAGAAUCCAGAGUGCAUUCAGAGGUCACCAGGCAAGGGCUUCUUUCCAAGCUUCAAGAGGACUGGACAGGCUGAGGAGAGUUGUGGAUGGGAUCGCCGCCAAGUCGCAAACAACAAAAACCUUGUACUCCUUGCAGACUAUGUCGAGAGUGCAGAUGCAACUUCCUCCGAGGUACAGACUGGAGGAGAUCCACAUUCCUCAGCAGCAGAAAUGCGAAAAGGAAAACGACAAGAAAAAGAUAGGAGAGGGGUGGGAUCAUGGUUCUCAGUCCAAAGAACAAGCUGAAGCAAAACAAUUGAACAGGAAAGAAGCUGCUUCAAAAAGAGAGAGGGCUUUAGCUUAUGCAUUUUCUCAUCAGUGGCGGAGCUCGUCCAAAUCUACAGUCCCAGCAAUGAACCUCAACAGAGGUGGCAAGUUCGUUGUCCAAGAGGCCAGCAAUCCCCAGUUGGGAUGGAGCUGGUUGGCGCGCUUGAUGGCAGGAAAACCAUGGGAAAAAAAGCAAAACGGCUCCUUUAAAACUCCCAGCUGUGUUGGUGGAGCACGACCGGCUGCCAUUGCCGCCAAACACGGCAGUGACUCUGGCUCUAGCUCGCCUGCAGUGCCACUCUCGCCGCCGUCCUCGGCCGCGAGCAGCAGGAAAGAUUCAUUGAGCUCGAGACGCAACAGCCAAUGCUCCCCUAGAGGCAAGGUGAGCGCGCGGUUGAGGCGACACAGCGUCGCAGGGCUGCCGUCGGUGACAGACAGCAACGGGCUCGGCCGAUCCCUGGUGGAACUGAAUAAGAACCACGUGGCAUCCACGCAGGCCGCCAAGACAGGCUCCCGACUGUUUCCAACGGUGAAGGAGCAACCGGCACCUAGGAUCCGGCGACUGUCGUUGAACAAAUGACGAGGCUAAUGGCCUGGAUCGUACUGAAAGUGUGAUUUAUGUGAUCAUG